CGCUCAUGGGAGUGUACCUGCUCAUGCUGAACAUGUCGCGCUGUCAGGGAAUGCGCUCUCAAAUCUCUGGAAAUUGCAGACAUGAUUUUAUGUGAUGUCCGGUCGGGAUAAAAAGACGCCAAAAAAUUCGGAAAAAAAACAAGUUCGGCUUUGCUGUGAAUAAAAGACUGCGAUGAAGAAACUGGUGUUGAUGGCGAAGUGCAAAUAAACUAUGGACGGUUAUGAUGAGACUCUGUUUCGCCUGCGGUGUGUUUAAUGCACCAGGGCGUGGAGGCAUGCGAUCUACCUGAGCAAGAUUGUUCCACCUGGAGGUCACAGGAUGCCGGUGCAGGCAGCUCAAUGGACCGAGUUUCUAUCCUGCCCCAUUUGCUAUAAUGAGUUUGAUGCCUGCAGCCACAAGCCCAUCAGCCUGGGGUGCUCGCACACCGUCUGCAAGACCUGCCUCCAUAAACUGCACCGCAAGGCCUGUCCUUUUGACCAGACGGCCAUCAGCACUGACAUUGAUGUGCUGCCUGUCAACUGUGCCCUCCUGCAGCUGGUGGGGGCGCCGGUUCCUGAGGGAGAAGUUGUGAGUGUGGGCAGUGCUGAAGACACGAGACAUUAUGAAGUGUGCAGGAUGUGCGUGGAGGAGCUGGCUCUAUACCUCAAACCAGUCAGUGGAGGAAAAGGUGUAGUGUCGGCGAGUUCGAGUGCUCUCAGUCGGCCCAUGCAGAGGAAGCUGGUGACGCUGGUGAACUGUCAGCUGGUGGAGGAGGAGGGCCGCGUACGGGCGGUGCGGGCCUGCAGGUCUCUGGGUGAACGUACCGUCACUGAGCUCAUCCUGCAGCACCAGAACCCACAACAGCUCUCUGCAAACCUGUGGGCUGCAGUGAGGGCACGCGGGUGCCAGUUCCUUGGGCCUGCCAUGCAGGAAGACGCUCUGAAGCUGGUGCUGUUGGCUCUGGAAGACGGAUCUGCUCUGUCGAGGAAGGUUCUGGUGCUGUUUGUGGUGCAGAAACUGGAAGCACGGUUUCCUCAGGCGUCAAAGACCAGCAUCGGGCAUGUGGUUCAGCUGCUGUAUCGAGCCUCCUGCUUUAAGGUGACCAAACGUGAUGAAGACUCGUCACUCAUGCAGCUCAAAGAAGAGUUUCGCACGUAUGAAGCCCUGCGGCGCGAACAUGAUGCUCAGAUUGUUCAUAUUGCGAUGGAAGCAGGACUGCGCAUUUCACCUGAGCAGUGGUCAUCUCUGCUGUACGGCGACCUCACGCACAAAUCUCACAUGCAGUCCAUCAUAGAUAAGCUUCAGUCCCCAGAAUCCUUUGCGAAGAGCGUGCAGGAGCUCACCAUAAUCCUGCAGAGAACAGGAGACCCAGCCAACCUGAACAGCCUCAGAGCUCCUCUUGAGCUGCUGGCCAGCAUCGACCACAACCCUGAUGCAGCUGCUCCAUCUUGGCCCGACCUGGAAAGUGUGUUACUAGCCGUGAAGGUUGUUGUCCAUGGGCUGGUGGAGUUCAUCCAAACUUUCAGCAAAAAGAGCACUGAAAGCCCUCAGGCUCAACCCAACAGCAAGUACAAGACGAGUAUGUGCAGGGACUUACGGCAGCAAGGCGGCUGCCCGAGAGGAGCCAGCUGUACAUUUGCCCACACACAAGAGGAGUUGGAGAAGCACAGAAUGAGGAAUAGGAAAGCCAGCGGGGCGGUGAGGCCGUUUCUGUCAGUUCCAACAGCGAUGGCCAAAUCUUGCACCAAGGCAGGGUCAGAGGUAGGCACCGGAGGGAUGAAGAACCAUGAGAAAGAUGCCUCUGAGGAUGUGUCUCCUACUCAGCUCAUCCCUAGAGGAGGAGACCAACAAGAGGACAAAAUGCUGCACAGUGCUGCUAACGGAUUGCAUGUGACCAGCCUAGAACAGAAUCUUGUCAGUCACAGCCAGUCCCCUUCGAUAUCUUCAGUGAUGUCUACAGACAGACACGGGCCUGUCCACAUGAGGCCUCACCCUGAGUACUGCUCUCAGGACCAGAGACCAUAUGAGCUGACACCCUACCCUCAGUCCACCAUUCCUCCUAAGUCAUGCAGUCCUCGCUUCCACCGUUCCAGCAAUGUGCCCGAGUCUAUGUUACCCCCUUCAGUGGGCCCUCUGUAUCCCGAUCAGCACCCCUCUGUUCCAGCUCUAGACAGACUAGGCCCCAGUCAUUUUGGGCCGCCCUCUACCUACUCCUCUCAUGGCAUGUACACCCCCGUUUACGACAGCCGGCGUGUGUGGAGGCCACCGCUGUAUCCCAGGGAUGGAGGAAGGAGUAACUCUCUCCCUCUAGAGGUUUUUCAAUCCACUGUUUAUCAGCCGCCGCUCCGGGAGCGGUACAACUCUCUGGACAGUCCGUACUGCAGCACGGCGGAGCAGAGAGCUGCAAUGCAGAGGGACGCAUACACCCGUGUUGAGGAACUCUAUCGACACAAACAGGAACACUGGGUACAUCACCACAGCAAUGUGAACAGGCCAUCCCAGUCAUCCCCGGUCUUCACUGUGGACAUGUGUCCAGAGCAUCCUGAGGGUGUAGGUGGUGGGCGUAUGACUUGCAAGUGUCAUGGUGGAGAAGAGAGUCUUGCCCACUACUCACCCUGGUCGUGCAGCACCAUCAGCCCAUUUGAGUCAGAGCCCCAUCAUUUGUCAACCCACUCCUGUUCCAAACAGCUAGAAGGGGAGAGUGGUGGCAAACGGUGGUUGCAUGUGUUGGAGCCAUACAGACGACUGAAAGAAGAAGAUCCCAUUAUUCCUUUUGGAGAGGGGCCCAUCAUCUCUAAAUGGGGAGCCAUUUCUCGCGCUUCACGCACUGGUUUUCACACCACUGACCCUGUCCAGGCCACAGCAUCACAGGGGUGCACCGGUACCACCUCUAUCAACUUCAGAGACUAUGGCUGUAAUAUUGGUCACAGUGACCUCAGAUGGAGCCCGCGUGGGUCUGAUUCCUCUACCCCCUCCAGCUUUCUAGAAAGCGAUCAUCUGGCUGUUUCUGGACUGCAUGCGGGACGAACUUCCUUCAGCAGCGGGACAAAGCAGGGCAUAGAUCUGAUGGGUAAGGAUGGGACCGAGAGCGAACCUGACAGAGACAUUGAGCUGGAGCUGUCUGCUUUGGACAUGGAGGACACAGAGACACGCAACUUGGAGGACACAAUGGAAAUGCAAAGCCGCUCCCAAAACAGCCACCUCUCUACAGUCUUCAGUGAUCCAGCAUCCAGUUCUCAGUUAGAAAACGACCUGCCUGACAGAAUGGAUAGUAACCUUAUGAAGAAAAUGGCAUUCAGAAACACCCUCUCCCCCGGAGUCUUAAGUAUGAGGAAGAUGCCAAUGAGGACGUGUUCUCCCAGGCUUGGAGACCCCCGGCGCCCCAGUCCAGGGCCUGAAAUGCUGCUAAAUGGGACCUGAAUUGGGCUGGACGGAACAGCCCUCUUUGUAUUCUAAUGCCAUGGGGUCAUGCCAAGAAUCCACCAUCCUCCUUAGGUAGAAGGUAGAGUUGUCCUUAUAGGAGUCGAUCAAGGCAGCGAGUCGCAGCCAAAAAAGCCUUCUGUAUUCAUGUGUUCUCUUCAUAAGAGCUAGCUAUGCCCUGUAAUUGUAAUCACUCAUCAUCUGUUUGGAGUUGGUUUGUUUUUCUUAAUCACUGCUUGUGGAUGAAUGUUGAGUCACAACUCCACCUCAGGUAACUCUUGAUGUCAGCCAAUCAGAACUCUGUCCAAGCCAGGAAAACGAUUUCCCAUGUUCCCUAACUCUGUACAGAAGUGACGGUUUUCACUAGCUUUUAGCAUACUGAGGAAACCAUAAUCUACUGUAUUAUAACUAUAUAGUGGAAUCUUCCAAUAUAUAUCAAAAAUAACCACGGUGCUUGGAAUCUGUAGUUCUUGCAUUAUUGUUAAUAUUACCGCAGUGUUAGCCACUGAAAUGUUAUGUGCAUGAAUUGUUUGUUGAGGAUCAUUGUUUGAAACAAUCAUUCAUUGAUCAUUGUUUAAAUGUUUGUGUGUGUGUAUGGAUUGUGGUGUCUGAUAUCUCUAAGAGACAUUUCACAGGCAGUCAAUCAAUACGAUAUUUUAUACACGUACGAAAGUUAAACAGUUCAUCAGAAAAUGAAAAUUCUGUCAUUUUACUUUUGUCAUUUUAACCUAUGAUCCUAUCAAGUGGCCCCAUGUGCCUAUUUCAAAUCUUGUGAAGUUCUUUGUGAGGAAUUUAAGUCCAAGUCCCUGAAAGUCUUUCACUGUAGCUCUGAAAUCUGUUUUCAUCUGUUCAAAUUCAGAUGUGUUUUACCAUCAAACACUCAUCAAAACUCAAGAUUGAAAGACAGUGGUGUCAAAAAAGUGCAGUGGUCAAGACCACAUCUUUUUAUUAUAAGUCCAUGUCUGAACAUGACCAACGAUAGAAGACAGUGGAGUCUGACUGAUAACAGAGACAAAAAAAGGGAAAAGUUUAAGCGAUAUUUCACUCAGAAAUGAAAAUUUUGUCAUUAUGUACUUAUUUACUCAUCCUCCAUGUGUUCCAAACCUGUUUGAGUUUCAUUCUUUUGUUAUACACAAAGGAAGAUCUACUGAACAAUCUUGUGGAACAAAACAGCCAAUGACUUAAUUGAGUAAAUGAAAAGAAUAUUCAUUUUUGAGUGAACUGUCCUAUCAAGUUAAGACUCAGACCAAAAGAGAGUCUAAGACAUUCCGAGACACAAUUUUUGAGUCAAGAAUGUGACCAGAAGAGGGACUCGUUUUGAGUCAAGACAACAAGCAUAUAAAUCAGGCUAAAGCAUUGGUUUUCAGCUAUCUGCUAAAUUCUGUCUUUAUAUUUGCACUCAAAAGUGCUAAUCCCUUCAGAGGGACCCUCCAUAGUGAUGAAUUCUUCAUAAUAGAAUCCACCCUCAGUCAAGAACAGGAUCAGAAGAGGGACUUGUUUUAAGUCAAGACAACCAGCAAAUACAUCAGGCUAAAGCAGUGGGUUUCAGCCAUCUGCCACAAUCUGUCUUGAGUGACAGCAUUUUAGAUUUUGUCUUUUCAAUUUAGUGGUUCUUGUCAAAACUCCUCUCAAAAUGCUCUCUACGGAUACGAAAAACUAAAAAUCGAACCCGAUAUAAAAACUUUAUGAUGAAUUAAAGUUAUUGAGGCAAAGGUGAGGUCGAAUUUAUUUUUUUAAUGUGUGAAAAUUUUCUUACCAUUUUGGACUGUUUUGUGUGCACUGAACUUUAGACAAGAAGUUUUGACUAGUCUUAUGUCAUAACAAAGACCGGAUGAGUCUUACGGAGCAUACCAGAUAAGAUAUAGUGCCCUCCAAAGGGCACUUCAGAGUGAAAAAAAAUCAAGGCUGCCAUAUUGAAGUUUCAUUUCAAACUGAAGUGAUCAAAACAGGCCUAAUCCCUUCAAAGGGACCCUCCACAGGGAUGAACAUAGGGCUGGGCGAUUAAUCGAAAAGUAAUCAAAAUCGACAUUCAGAACCUAUAAUCGAUCAAAUUUUUCCAGGACAAUUUUUUAAAUUACCUUUCCUACAUGUCAUGUGACCCUGCUCUGUUAAAGGUUGUGGCUGAUUUCUACUUCUGCGGCCACUCAGAUAGGACGAUGGAUUAUAUCUUGAGCCUUACUUUGCACUACAUUGACGAUGAUUGGAAACUACGCCAGAGAUGCACUUAGAUGGCAUAUAAAACUUGUCAGUAAACUAUGAGGGCAAAAAAAUAAAAUAAAAUAAUUGUUCAUUAAUCAUGAUCAAGUUAAAAUAUUCAAUUAAUUGAGAUUUUGAUUUUAGGCCAAAUCGCCCAGCCGUAGACAAACCCUUCUUAAUGAAAUCCCCCCUCAAUCAAGACCAAGAUCAGAAGAGGGACUAUCCUGAGUCAACACAGAAUCCAGAAGAAAAAGCAAUCAAAGUCAAGAUAAAGGCCAGAAUGUCUAGAAAAUGAGUCCAGACAAAGAGGGAUAAAUCUCAAGUCAGGACUAAGUCUAAAACAGGGAUGCUUCUUGAGUCAAGACAAAGAAGAGCAUCCAAAACAGGCAAAUUAUACUUAGUCAAGACAGCGAUGAGAUUAAGAAAAAGUCUUGAGUCAAGACGUAGAAAACAAAGGACGAAACCAAUCAUGUUCUUGCACUUCUUCAAUCUUGAGUACCACAACACCGAAUUUUGGUCAGUUUUAUUUUUCAUUUUUGGUGAACUGUUUUGCUAUAGCUACAAUCAACAAGCAUCACAACAGAAUUUCCCUUUAGUCUUGCUUGAGGAUGUGGUAUUGUUUAGUGUUAAUGAAACGCUGAUCAUAGUAACAGUUCCCAUUUGUUGUUUACAGUGGUCAAAAGGUCACCUUAGUUUUCAUUGCUUCUGUUUAUUCCUGUAGCUUCCUUUUCAAGAAUUAGACUAAGGCCCAAUCCCAAUUCUGUUUUUGUACCCCUACCCCUACCCCUUGGCCCUUGGAACAGAGUGUGAAGGGGAAGGGCUUAAAAAUUUGCCUCUAAGAAAUAUAUAUCAUCGCUCUAAGACAUAUGUCAUCGCGAUCACGUGCUCCAUAUGAAAUCAGACGAUGGCGACUGCUGUAGUUAUUUCAGUUGCUUUAUUUUUUGGUAUUUAUCUUUAGGAAAUCACUGAAGUCAAUGAUAUCAUGUUAUCAUAAUGAUAUAAUGUGGCAAUAAGCUCGUAACUGCACUGUGCAUUUACACAGUGGCCAUAUUCAUCUAAACACACAAAAAACAACAUUAACAUUAUAGCAGACACUGUAAAAAGCUCAUUCCCAGCCACUAGACUUUUCUGACAGGGUAUUCGAGUGUCAGAAUGUUGUGAUACUUCUAUACAGCUGUUAUUAUUAGGGAUUAUAGAUAGUGAAAUUUGGCAGUUUUUAUUUUAUCGUUUUUUAAAAACCAUGACCGUUGAACAUGAACGCGGUUAUGAAUGUAUUAAAACAUGCUUGUUUGUUGUAAAAGUUUGCAAUAAUGACAAAAAAUACCAAUUUGGGAAUCUCCUUACUUCCGUGUGCAGCCACGUUGUAGAUGGUGUAUUCUGGGAAAUUUUCAUACCCCUUGGUUUCGGGUGUGGUCCUGAAAAAUCUCUGUUUCAAGGGGUAUCUAGCCCUUCCCCUUAGUCCUAACCUUCAAACUAAAGACAAUUGGGACACUCCUACCCCUUCACGUGAAUGCGCAAAACAAGAGAUUGGGGAAGGGCUAAGGGCGAGAAUUGGGAUUGGGCCCAAUUUUUUUUUCCCUCCCAAAAUUCCUGUUUCCCCUUAUUUUAUUACAAAACAUUGCUAACUUCCAUGAAGUUGUUACUGGGAUAUUUUAUAUCAGGUUUUAGUUUUAUCAACCCUAUAGAGUCCAUUACAGGUUUACCAGGAUUGUUUCCUGCUUGAUUAAAAUGCUAUAAUUAAAUAGAGGGAAAAAAUAAUCACGAUAACACACAGAUUACUAGUGUUUUAAUGUAGUUUUGUGCGAAAUCCGUGUAACAGCAUAUCGCAAAAACUGUCUUAUUUAAAAUACCAUUUAGAUGGUUCAGUGUUUAAAAUAAUGGCAGGAAUAUUUUGGUUUUGUUUAUUUUUUAUCAGUCGCUGAUUUGUCUUUUUGUUUAUUGUAACACCUGGACCAGUCAAGUGUGUACUGGUUUUGGUUAUUUAUGAGGACAUAAAUGAGUGUGACCUCGGUAUUAUAGUGUUGAGCUGGUUUAUGAGAACAUGCCUCGUGUCCUCAGUUCAAAACUGUUAAAAAUCAAAUGUAAGGUUUUUUUACAUUCAACAUUUAAGGGUUGGGUUUACUUGUAGGAUGAGACCAUAUAAUAAGCAGUUUUUACAGUAUAAAAUACAUUGAGUCCUCAUAAACCAUCAAAACUAAUGUGUGUGUAUGUUUGUAUUUGUGUAUGGAACUCUUUGUUAUGCUAUGAAGUUCUGAAUAUGAAUGCUUUGUCACUUAAGACUGUUAAUCAUGGUUUUUCUUAUGGUGAUAUAAGUGUUUUUCCACUUAAAUGAGAAAUGUGAAGUGAAAUCUUCCUGGUUUUGGCUCUCUUGCCAUUUCGUUAAAUCUCAUUUUGCCUCCUGCAAGUGUUUUUCAACAGGGGAUGUUACAGCUGCACCUUCCAGCAAAGACAUUUUUUUAUAAAAUGCUUUCGAGCAAAUGUGUUCAUUUUUUUAAAUGGAUGAGUCCUAGCGUGUGAAAUCGCAACACCUUCUUGAUAUGUUUUUACAUGUAGAGAAUUUCUUCCUUAUUUUUGGUUCACUUUUUUAUUAUUAGUUUGGUAUCAUCUGAUUAUAAGAGGUUUCAACUGUUGGUGCUGGGUUGGUAACAAUGCGAGUUUGUCUACAUUUUCUCACUAGCUGUCAAAUUGGCUUUAAAAUGUCAUUUGUUUCUUUUUAUUGCCCAUUUUGACGCAGCAAAGCCUUAUUAGUACAUGUUUGACUUAUUUAUCUGCCCAGCUCAGCCCUGUAUCAUGCAUGCUGCCUUUGGCAAAGAUAUUCUUUGGCAAAGGAAGUAUGAUUGUGUAGUUGUGUCACACAACACCCAGCGCUGUGAGUGUCCUGCACUGUAUCUCACAUUUUACUCACUUCCUAAAGCACUUACUGUCAGCUCUUAUGGAUUUCUAUCAGGAUUAUGAUCGUUUUAUAUCAAUAAUUCUUUCUUUUUCCCUUGGAAAUGUCAGUUUUGUUUGCAUUUGAAUUUUAAAAAUUUGCUUGGCUGUAAUAAUGGGGCAGGACGUGUUUGGUUGUGAUGAUGCUUGUUUCUGUCCAGUGCGCAACUGCAAAAACGAACUGAUGUGUUGGAUAUUUUUACGUCUGUAUUAGACAUUUUAUUUGCAAAUCUAUUGUUCGAUUCAAUUGUAAAUGAAUAGAAGAUGGGCAUCCGUCAUUUUAUACAACCAGAGCCAUCAUUUGAUGGACAUACUGCACAUUUUUAUGAUAUCUAAUCAGAGAUAUGAGGCUAUUUAUGAUCAAAGAGAACGAUUCUAAAAGUCAGGAACUAAUAUCUUUUGAUGAAACAGUAGUAGAAAUUAUUUAUAUUGCAUUUUGUUUCUUUUUAAACACCACCGGGCAAAGAUAUCCCUUUUGCUUGUGGCAAUGCAAGGAAGACUAUAUAGAAAUGUAGCCAACGCACAGUCAUUUCCUACCGUUUGGGUUGUUUGUAUGUUAUUGCUCUUGUAUCUUGGCUUAGCUUUGCUCUGAUAUGUAGGGCAAGCUGGUGAGAUGAAUCUAAAGGUCAUGACAUGUAGUUGCAUGCCAAGAUAAUAAACACAGUUACAUCAUCA
Danio aesculapii is the source of this 9199-nucleotide messenger RNA. It is a transcript of the gene rc3h2, whose product is annotated as ring finger and CCCH-type domains 2. Gene Ontology annotation, molecular function: metal ion binding. The coding region runs from base 320 to 3400 and encodes 1026 amino acids. The transcript has 19 exons. Lineage: Eukaryota; Metazoa; Chordata; Actinopteri; Cypriniformes; Danionidae. The record is from RefSeq and is a predicted model, not a curated record.